CCUCCUCCCUAACGCAUGCACAGUCCUGCGCUUCUCCCUGCGCAAACACAGUCUCGCGACUCUCGCGAGCUCUUCUACCUUCCGCGCAUACGUAGAUUUGAAUUCUGCCUCGGGAUUGUAAAACCCGGACAAAUCUGUCAAAACGACAAAACAGGCCUGACGCCCGGACAGGAGCCCAAAAAGAGGACAUGUCCGGGGAAAACCGGACGUAUGCAGGAUAGUUGUGACAUGACAUCCAAGUUUAUCAAAGAUUUUGUCACCAAGCCUGUUAGGUCCGAGACAGACCUAGAGAAACCUAAAAAGGAAAAUGUGCUUCUGGAGAAACUUAAAAAGGAAAAUGUACUCCUCAAAAAGUCUAUAGCAGACAUGACCAAAGGAAAAGGCAAAUUAUCCGAUGUAGAAAGAAACAGACUUCUAGAGAAAAUACUUUCCCUGGAAACAAUAAAAGAGGACCAUAUUUUUCAACUUGAAGUAAAGGAAAUAGAAAUACAGGAACUGAAAGCUCAAAUUAGUUCUGGAGAAAGCAGGGAAGUUGCAGUUUUGCGCUCUCAGCUUAUGGAAAAGAAUAAAGAGGCUGAUGGAAGAGAACAGCUGUUUAAAACCUUAUCCGAGGAAGCAGAAAAUCUGAAAAACAAAAUGGCUGCAGUAACUCUGAAAUGCGAGGAAGUUGAAAACACAGCAGAAUCUGCCCAGCCUUCAAAGGAAGGUAUAGGAAGCCAGAAGCUAUCGGAACAAAGCAAAGUUCUUCAAGAUCAGUUGCAAGAUGCUCUAGAGAAAAACAAACAAUGGCUAGUUUAUGACCAGCAGCGUGAAGCCUAUGUUAGAGGACUUCUGGCAAGGAUCUUUGAGCUAGAGCAGCAGGUGGGGCAAGUGAACCAAGGAACCCGUCAGCAUCAAAAUGAACCUGCUUCAAAAGAUCAGUUGCCGGAAGAGAAGCAGAAAUACUAUGACAAACUUUUGAUGAAAGCAAGAAAGGAUCUUGAAGCCCAGAAGGAAAAUAACCGUAGUUUAACAUGCGAGAUCAGUGAAUUAAGAAAAGAAUUUGAAAGCAAGCAAAGGGAAAUAGAAGACUUGAACAUGAAACUGCAUCGUGAUCAGGAAGAAUUUAAGCAAAACCUUGAGAGAGAAAAUGCACAAGAACAAGUUCAGAAGCUUAAAGCUGAAUUACAGUUUGUCAAAACCAGACUUGAUGAAGAAAAGAAACAGUCUUCAGAGCUCUCUUCCAAGCUGCAAAGUUGCACAUUUGACUUUGAAAAUGAAAAGCUUGACCGUCAAAGUUUGCAACGUCAGUUAAAUAAAGUCUUGAAGGAAUUACGCAAGGAAAGAGAACAGAGAACACAUCUGGAGACUUUUAAGAACUUGAAUGACUAUCGCUGCUCGGAUUCAUCAUCACGCUACCUUCAUAAUGAGUUUGAAGAGAGGAAUACCUGCUUACUUGAUGAAAGCUUCUUGGAAUGUCCCAAAUGUAAAGCUCAGUAUCUUACAAGUCAGCACAGAGAGCUACUUGCCCACAUUGAUUUCUGUAUGGACUAAGUUAAAAGAAGUCAUACUUUGUGUAAAUUUUCUAAACUGCUGAUUUUGCUCCAUUUUUUGCACUAAUUUCAUAUGCACAUUUGAACGAGGCUUUGCUCAGUUUUAUUAACUUAAAAUCAGCCUCACAUUGUACAUUUGCAGAUGAACUAUAUUUAUUGGCAGUCCAGUUUGUUUUUACUGUAUUUGUAAACUGCUCUUAGUAUUCAUAUAUCAAGUAUUCCAUUACCUUGCAGAUGUUCUCUAUAAAGGUUUAACUUGCUUUUUAACUUCCUUUUAUAUUUUGUAUAUGUAAACUGCUCUUGGUAUGCAUAUAUCAAGUAUUUCAUUACCUUGGCGAUGUUUGAAGAUAUGUAUAAAGUUUUAACUUUCUUUUUAUUUCCUUUUA
Protopterus annectens (West African lungfish) is the source of this 1918-nucleotide messenger RNA. RefSeq names its product centrosomal protein 55 (gene CEP55). NCBI's taxonomy places the organism in Eukaryota, Metazoa, Chordata, Ceratodontiformes, Protopteridae. Gene Ontology annotation, biological process: mitotic cytokinesis; regulation of phosphatidylinositol 3-kinase/protein kinase B signal transduction. Bases 16 to 1533 code for a protein of 505 amino acids. The transcript is spliced from 8 exons. The record is from RefSeq and is a predicted model, not a curated record.